This is a messenger RNA of Protobothrops mucrosquamatus (brown spotted pit viper), 2370 nucleotides long. Its product is annotated as slit homolog 3 protein-like. NCBI's taxonomy places the organism in Eukaryota, Metazoa, Chordata, Lepidosauria, Squamata, Viperidae. The record is from RefSeq and is a predicted model, not a curated record. Gene Ontology annotation, biological process: axon guidance; negative chemotaxis. The annotation marks the transcript as partial. The transcript has 14 exons. Gene Ontology annotation, molecular function: heparin binding; calcium ion binding; Roundabout binding.
AGCUACAAUAGGUUACGAUGUAUUCCAGUUCAUGCAUUUAAUGGCCUUAAAUCUCUCCGAGUAUUAACGCUUCAUGGCAAUGAUAUAUCCAGUGUCCCUGAAGGGUCUUUUAAUGAUCUUGUGUCACUUUCCCACCUGGCACUCGGUACAAAUCCUUUACACUGUGACUGCAGCCUGCGCUGGCUUUCAGAGUGGGUAAAAGCAGGUUAUAAAGAGCCCGGCAUUGCACGGUGUAGUAGUCCAGAUGACAUGACAGACAGGCUUUUGCUAACUACACCAACUCAGCAUUUCCAAUGCAAAGGAGUUGUUGACAUUGGUAUUGUGUCCAAAUGUAACCCUUGCCUAUCUACUCCCUGUAAAAAUAAUGGGACUUGCAACAAUGACCCCAUGGAUUUUUACCGAUGCACUUGCCCAUUUGGCUAUAAGGGUCGAGAUUGCAGCACACCUAUUAAUGCUUGCAUUCAGAAUCCAUGCCAGAAUGGGGGAACCUGCCAUCCUACUGACACAAAUCAAGAUGGAUUCAGCUGUUCCUGCCCUACUGGAUUUGAAGGGAAGAAAUGUGAUCUGAAUCCAGAUGACUGUCAAGAUAACGAUUGUGAGAACAACUCAACUUGUAUGGAUGGGAUAAACAAUUACGCUUGCCUUUGCCUACCCAACUAUACAGGAGAACUCUGUGAUGAAGUAAUCGAUCAUUGUGUGCCUGAACUAAACCCUUGCAAACAUGAAUCCAAAUGUAUUUCUUUUGAUAGAGAAUAUAAGUGUGAAUGCUUACCAGGUUACAGUGGAAAGCACUGUGAAACAGAUGAUGAUGACUGCAUGGGACACAAAUGCCGCCAUGGUGCCAUGUGUGUAGAUGCUGUAAAUGGAUACACCUGCAUUUGUCCUCAAGGAUUUAGUGGACUCUUCUGUGAAAAUCCACCACCCAUGGUUCUCCUCCAAACCAGUCCUUGUGAUUAUUAUGAAUGCCAAAAUGGAGCGCAAUGUAUUGUUGUGCAGCAGGAACCAGUCUGCCGUUGCCUGGCAGGUUUUGCUGGCCAGAAGUGUGAGAAACUCAUUACCGUCAAUUUUGUUGGGAAGGAUUCCUACGUUGAGCUUCCACCAGCCAAAAUCCGUCAAGCAAACAUCUCGCUUCAAGUAGCAACUGAUAAGGACAAUGGCAUCUUAUUAUACAAAGGGGACAAUGAUCCCCUGGCUUUAGAAUUGUAUCAAGGGCAUGUGAGACUUAUCUAUGACACAGUGAAUGCUCCACCUACAACUAUAUACAGUGUGGAGACAGUAAAUGAUGGACAGUUUCAUAGUGUGGAACUGGUGGUGUUGAACCAGACCUUGAAUUUGGUCGUAGAUAAAGGCACUCCCAAAAGCCUUGGCAAACUGCAGAAGCAACCCGUGGUUGGUCAAGACACUCCACUCUACAUUGGAGGAAUUCCGACAUCUACAGGGCUGUCUUCAUUGCGGCAAGGUACAGAGAGGACACCAAGUGGCUUUCACGGAUGCAUUCAUGAUGUCCGGAUUAAUAAUGAGCUCCAGGACUUCAAAGAACUACCACAUCAGUCAGUAGGAGUCCUUCCUGGUUGCAAAUCCUGUAACAUCUGUAAGCACGGAAUUUGCCGUUCUCUUGAAAAGACAAGUGUGGUCUGUGAGUGCCAUCCAGGCUGGACAGGUUCACUGUGUGACCAAGAACUUAACGAUCCCUGCCUUGGUAACAAAUGCCUCCACGGGAAGUGCAUUGCCACCAACUCUGCUUAUACGUGCAAGUGUAUAGAAGGUUACACAGGUAUGCACUGCGAUCGAAAGAAUGAUUCCUCCAACUCCUGCAGACUUCUAAAAUGUAACCACGGACAGUGUAAGAUUUCUGCACAAGGGGAACCCUACUGCGAAUGUGAUCCAAGCUUCAGUGGAGAGCGUUGCGAUAGAGAAAAUGUCUGUCAAGGAGAGAUUAUUCGUGAAUUCAUUCGGAAGCAACAAGGUUCCGUCUCUUGUGUCUCCAUGGUGAAGGUACCUCGUGUGGAAUGUCAUGGCACUUGUGGGAACAAUCAGUGUUGUGUUGUUCUUCGCAGCAAAAGGCGGAAAUACGGUUUCCAGUGUGUGGAUGGUUCCUCCUUUACAGAAGAGCUAGAGAGACAUGUGGAGUGUGGCUGUGCAAAGUGUUUAUAAGCUCACGAUCAGCCUCUUUGCCCUUUGUAUCAAAUCUGCUUUCAAACACAGGACCUAUUUACUUUUAAGUGAAGAAGAGAAUAUUAAGUAUAUUGUAAAAUAAGCAAAAAAAGUUAUUUUUAUUAUGAAAAGUGACUAUUUUCAUCUUUUAUUAUAUAAAAUCUGACCAUUCUGGGUAUAUGUAUCAUAUAUGAGUUAUUUUUACUAUGGAUUUUU